This is a messenger RNA of Prorocentrum cordatum, 304 nucleotides long. Lineage: Eukaryota; Dinophyceae; Prorocentrales; Prorocentraceae. The record is from the annotation of a GenBank genome assembly.
GUGGAACGCGGACCACCCCGACAAGAAGGUCCAGCGCGGGGACCGGAUCGUCGCCGUCAACGGGAUCGCAGGCGCCGCGGCGCUCCUCCGGGAGGCGAUCGAGCGGCGGGGCGGGCCGGAGCUCGUGCUGUCCGUGCGCCGGCGCAGGCGGCGCGGCAGGGCGUGCCUGUGCUGGUGCCUGAAGUGCCUGUGCGGUGCGCUCGUGGUGCUGCUCCUCGCAGGCGCGGCGCUGUGGCUGCUCGUGGUGAGCCGGCUGCCGCCGGAGGCCGGCAGCGGCCCCCAGGAGAGCAGCGGCCUUGGCUGA